This is a messenger RNA of Scophthalmus maximus (turbot), 2748 nucleotides long. RefSeq names its product phosphatidylserine synthase 1b (gene ptdss1b). Gene Ontology annotation, molecular function: L-serine-phosphatidylethanolamine phosphatidyltransferase activity. Gene Ontology annotation, biological process: phosphatidylserine biosynthetic process. Bases 139 to 1554 code for a protein of 471 amino acids. The record is from RefSeq and is a predicted model, not a curated record. The transcript is spliced from 13 exons. Lineage: Eukaryota; Metazoa; Chordata; Actinopteri; Pleuronectiformes; Scophthalmidae.
CCGUGGUUGAGUCCGUCCCCAGGUUUUCUUGCGUGUGGUGGAUCGCGUCACAUCAUCUCGUCAGUCUUCAUAACUUUGAGCUUUUUCACCUGUUGCAACAUCAUCAGUCAAACUCGGAGAGCGGGUCCCAGCAGCGACAUGGCCGCCGCCGCCACUUCACGAGCACCGGGGAAGGACGACACCACCCACAAGUUACACUUCCGAAUGAUCAACGAGCAACAAGUGGAUGAUAUCUGUAUGGACGUCUUCUACAAGCCGCACACCAUCACUCUGCUGACUGCCACCGUGCUCAGCCUGAUGUACUUCGCGUUCACCAGGGACGAUGAGGACUUGGACAACAAUCUCCGGGUUGGUGUCGUUGUGGUUGUCUCCUUCUUUUUGGUCAUCAGUGUCCUGGCCUUUCCCAAUGGACCUUUCACCAGGCCUCAUCCUGCGAUAUGGCGGAUGGUGUUUGGUCUCAGUGUACUCUACUUCCUAUUCCUGGUUUUCGUCAUCUUCCUCAACUGGGACCAAGUGAAGACACUGAUGUACUGGCUGGACCCCAAUUUGCGCUAUGCCACACGGGAAGCCGACAUCAUGGAAUACGCUGUAAACUGUACAGUGAUUACGCAGGAGCGCAUCCUGAGCCACUUCGACAUCUUUGCAUUUGGCCACUUUGCAGGCUGGGCCAUGAAGGCUUUGCUCAUCCGCAGCUACGGCCUCUGUUGGACCAUCAGCAUCACCUGGGAACUGACUGAGCUGUUUUUCAUGCACCUUCUGCCAAACUUUGCGGAGUGCUGGUGGGAUCAGGUGAUACUGGACAUACUGUUGUGUAACGGAGGAGGCAUCUGGCUGGGCAUGACUGCCUGCCGCUUUCUGGAGAUGAGGACCUACCGCUGGGCCAGUUUCAAGGAAAUCCACACAACCACAGGGAAAUUAAAGCGAGUCGUUCUCCAGUUCACCCCAGCGAGUUGGACCUACGUGCGCUGGUUCGACCCAAAGUCGUCCUUCCAGAGGCUUGCAGGCAUCUACCUCUUCAUGAUCCUGUGGCAGCUGACCGAGUUGAACACGUUCUUCCUCAAGCACAUCUUCGUCUUCCAGGCCUCUCACCCGCUCAGCUGGUGUCGUCUUAUCCUUGUCGGAGCCAUCACCGCGCCCACCGUACGGCAAUAUUACGCCUACCUGACAGACACUCAGUGUAAACGCUUUGGCACACAAUGUUGGGUGUUUGGAGCCAUUGCUUUUCUGGAGGCUCUCGCCUGUGUGAAAUAUGGUCAAGACUUAUUUUCCAAGACACAAAUUCGUUAUGUUCUCCUGUGGCUCCUCUGUCUGGCACUCAUCACACUUCUAUGUCUAUAUGGGAUGGUGUGGUAUGAACAAAAUAAAAUGACGAGCAUUUCUGUGCAGUGUGACGACUGCGACGGCGGCGGUGCUGGCGACUCGGGUGGUUUCAUCCUGGACGAUGAUAAAGGUCAGAAGGACGAGGAGCCGUCGAAAAGUUUACAACCUUCUAAACAGAAGAAAGCAUCUGGGAGGAACAGAUUUGUGAAUGGCCCCGGAGGGAAGAGACAAUAAGGAGAUGAGUGAUGCUCUGGAGAGAAACCAACACUGAGAGGGACAUUUAAUACCGUAUGAAAAAGAGCAAAAUGAGUAGGUUUUAAUAGAUAUUUGUAAGAACUGGACUUUGAAAGUGAAUGUUGCCUUACUUGGACUGUUAAAUCUAGCAGGCUCGCCUCAGCAUCAUCCUACACACGUUUUCUACCUGAAACUACUGAAAAUUGUUUGGAUGUGUUGCACUGUGAGGAGCGUGCCAGCGUUGUCCACCAGCCCGAGUUCAUAUUUUUUAUAUAAAUACAUAUAUGCUACAGACACUUUGCACAUAAUCUCUUUGUUCUGUUUUUGAAUAUUUGUACUGAAUUUAAGAGCUUUACUAGAAAAACUAAAGAUCACAAAUAUUGUUGUUUUGCAACUAAUUUAAACUGGUGAUUGUGUUAACUUUGUUGAAUGAAUGUAAUUAUUGCCAAAAGUAAACACAUUUUGCACUCAUCCAUGGUACAGUUAAGCACUGGUAAAUACUGUUGUUUCUGCUUUUUAUCGAUCAAGAAAAAGCACCAUCAGGAAAUUUUGGGAGGAACGACCAAGUGUGACUUGACCAACAACCCGUUUACAUUCGGAACCAUUUGAGCUUUUAUCAUGUGAUUACUGAAACUGUUGAGAUGUAAAUAAUGAUUUGCUAAUAUUGUGUUUUGUGUGUAAUAAUGGGGGAAAGGUGAUAAGCGUGUGGUGCAGCAACAAAACACUGUGACAAUCAAUGCAAUAUCACUGUGGUGACCGUCAGCAGCAGAUGAUAAUCACACAGUUGAAAUGAUCCUUUUCCAUUUUGAGUCAUCUUGAGUUUUUUUAAUAAUCUAAAUGAAUGUGAUGUUUACAUGUUACAGUGACUGUUUCACAUUAAGUUGUUCUUGUCAAAUUGUAUAUACUUUCAUGUUUAGGGUUGGAAGGUUUUUUGUUUUUUUAACAACCUCCCAUUAGUUUGACCAAUAAUAGUAAUAUCUACUGAAUACUUAACGCUCCAGCCUAACAAUGAUUCCAGUUUUGCAUAUGCACAAUGCUUUGAUUGUCAGGUCGUUGUUUUUGAUAUAAACUGAUUCAUAUUUACUAAUACAACUCCCAUUGGAACUUGAUAGAAACCUUCCUGGGGUAUUUAUUUUUGUUAUAACAGUGUUUCAAUGUAUUACAACACUAAAAUAAAAACAUGACUCUCCAUGA